AGGAGGAGGAGCAUAUGAGAGCCUCUUAACCAAAGGGGGUAAUCUUCUGCUCCAUCUGGCAGUCAACUGACAGCAGGUGACCGCCCGACCUCCAUCCAUCCAUUCCACCAUGCUGCUAUCCCCUGCCGCUGACAGGAAUCAGGAUGAUAUACUGUCAGUGCUGUCGGAGAUUCUGGAGGAGCAGUCCCACAAAGAGCUGUUUGGCCUGGAGCUGGGGUCUGGCACUGGGCAGCAUGUCGUGCACUUUGCCCAGGAACUGACCUACGUCACCUGGCUUCCAACAGACAUCAAAGAGGAGUCUCGGGCAAGUAUCCGUGCUUACAUUGGGGCAACGAAAGUGAAGCGUGUUCUAGAACCUGUGCACCUGGAUGCUAGUGAGCCCUGGGACAAGUGGGCAGGCCUUCCUCGUAGCUCCUGUGAUGUGAUCGUAGCCAUCAACCUCUUCCAUGUCAGCUCCUUCAAAACAGCAGAGGGUGUGUUUCAAGGAGCUGGUGAGAUUCUGAAAAAGAAUUGCUGUCUAAUGACAUAUGGGCCUUAUGCAAUGAAUGGGAUCAUCAUACCUCCAUGCAACGAGGAACUGGAUAGAAAUCUGCGUGAGAGAAACCCUGAAUGGGGCCUUCCUGACAUUGACGUUCUGAGACAGAUUGCCUUUACCAAUGGAAUGCGCAUGGAGCGAAUGGUUGACAUGCCAGAGAGCAACAAAUGCUUGGUCUUCAGGAAAAUCUGAAAAGCCAAACCAAACUGACCUGCGUUAGUGAUGCACUGAUGUUCUGAAGAACUGGGACCUUGCACAUUGAACAUUUAGUUGCAAUUUUUGCACUUUGUAAUAUGAGAGUCUAUGAAUUUUUUUUUUAUGUAAAGGAUUAAUGUAUAGAAAUCCAGUCAUUAUUGGGAAAAUAAGUCCCGACAGGGCGAACCGGACUUAUUUUAUAAUACAUAGAUGACACAGUUAACUAUGCAACUUCAAGACAUGGUCCUUUAAAGGUGUUGUAGGCACAUUCAGUUGUUAAAAAAUAGCAUCGCAUGGCACUGGAACAUGCAACAAAUUGAAGAAUCCACUUAAAUAGCACACAUACAAAUAUCAUAUCACUCUUCUGUUUCCCCAGGUCUACAUUUUAUUUUAGGGUCUAAAAGAGUAACAUUAUUUUUAGGCAACUGCUAAUGCACCUCAUUCUGUAUAAUGAUAUUCUUAUGUAAGGAUAGAAAAUGUCAGUACAUCUGUUCUGAUGUCAAAAAUUAAAUCACACAUGAACCAAAA
This is a messenger RNA of Alosa sapidissima (American shad), 1258 nucleotides long. Its product is annotated as methyltransferase-like 26 B. Bases 110 to 727 code for a protein of 205 amino acids. Lineage: Eukaryota; Metazoa; Chordata; Actinopteri; Clupeiformes; Clupeidae. The transcript has 7 exons. The record is from RefSeq and is a predicted model, not a curated record.